Morone saxatilis (striped sea-bass) is the source of this 3880-nucleotide messenger RNA. RefSeq names its product cyclic AMP-responsive element-binding protein 1-like. Gene Ontology annotation, cellular component: nucleus; ATF4-CREB1 transcription factor complex. The transcript has 8 exons. The record is from RefSeq and is a predicted model, not a curated record. NCBI's taxonomy places the organism in Eukaryota, Metazoa, Chordata, Actinopteri, Moronidae. Gene Ontology annotation, biological process: regulation of transcription by RNA polymerase II. The coding region runs from base 430 to 1410 and encodes 326 amino acids. Gene Ontology annotation, molecular function: DNA-binding transcription factor activity, RNA polymerase II-specific; cAMP response element binding; protein binding.
GAAUUUAGAGCAGCUGGAGAAAGCCACUCUUCACAUUAUACUCAACCUGGAUUAAAAAGAAGACGAUGGAGUAUCUACACAGGAUCGGAAUAUACAAAAAUAUAAGUAAAAAUCAAAAGGAAAAGCAAUGGACGGCAGCAAUACGCCGCUGCAGCGUCUAGACCGCCGAAGCGCUUUCCCUCGGCUAUCUUCGGGGCGUUCCAUCGUCUCCUCGGCAACCUUCGUGACUUUCCGGCCCUCCCCGUGUCCGCUCGAGUCCUCUCGGCGAAGCUGAUCCUCUGUCGUCGUCUCCCUCGUCCUCCUCUCCGUGUUGUUGUUCUCGGUGACGCGACGGAGGUGUAGCCUGACGCGGUCUCUUACGUGUCGGUCUGAAUAAAAGUGGAGCUCCGUAGACCCGGGAGUGACGAAGCGAGUCUGUGUUGAUUUUAAAUGACCAUGGAGGCUGGUGCAGACACACAGCAAAGUGGUGAAACAGCAGUCUCGGAAUCUGAGGCCCAGCAGAUCACCCUGACCCAGACAGUGUAUGGUUAUGGGUUGCAGGCGUCCAUAGCAGCAGCCCAGGUGUCGUCCAGUAGUCCCACAGUCACCCUAGUGCAGUUACCCAAUGGCCAGACAGUCCAAGUGCAUGGGGUGAUCCAAGCAGCCCAGCCCUCUGUCAUCCAGUCUCCACAAGUCCAGACGGUUCAGAUUUCAACUGUUGCGGAGAGCGAGGACUCUCAGGAGUCUGUAGACAGCGUGACAGAUUCUCAGAAGAGGCGAGAGAUCCUGUCCAGACGACCUUCUUAUAGGAAGAUUCUGAAUGACUUAUCGUCAGACGUUCCUGCUGUACCUCGAAUUGAGGAAGAAAAGUCAGAGGACGACUCAGCCCCUGCCAUCACCACAGUCACCAUGCCUACUCCCAUCUAUCAGACCAGCAGUGGCCAGUACAUUGCCAUCACCCAGGGUGGCGCCAUCCAGUUGGCCAAUAACGGCACCGACGGAGUGCAGGGCCUGCAGACACUGACCAUGGCCAACGCCGGCGCAGCCCAGCCCGGGGCCACCAUCCUGCAGUACGCCCAGACCAGCGACGGGCAGCAGAUCCUUGUGCCCAGCAACCAGGUGGUUGUACAAGCUGCCUCUGGUGAUGUCCAGGCCUAUCAGAUCCGCACAACCCCCACCAGCGCCAUCACUCCUGGGGUGGUCAUGGCAACUUCGCCUGCACUGGGCACGGGGGGAGGCACCGAAGAAGUCACACGCAAAAGGGAGGUCCGACUUAUGAAAAACAGGGAGGCCGCCCGCGAGUGUCGCAGGAAGAAGAAGGAGUACGUCAAGUGUCUGGAGAACCGCGUGGCUGUGCUGGAGAACCAGAACAAAACCCUCAUCGAGGAACUCAAAGCCCUCAAAGACUUGUACUGCCACAAAUCUGAGUAGAAAGGUCACCAAACGCCUGUCAGUGGCUCAACAGGUGCCCGUCUGUCCCCAUGUACAGAGACUCAGCACAGAGCCAUGCAUCUGGAUGCCACUCCCCCUUUUCUACUCUUUUGCUUUCUUUUUAAAAAACUGCUGAAAUAUCUGUAAAGUGACUCACCAGGAAUAGAGAAAAACACACCACCUCCCACUUCAGCGAUUUUUGAAAUCGUAAUUCUGUUCCCAUCAGUUUCCCAUGAAAGGGUGAGGCAAUGUCAAGGACGGACGUGGAGGAGAGUUCAACUAUACAGGGUCCUUGUGGUGACGCAAUAGAACAGACAAUGAGGCUGUUUCAUGUUUCGAUGCCACUGAUGGGAAGCAUUCCAGUCUCUGGUGCCUGGACGAACUGGGCAACAUCACCAGCAACGGGAAACUGCUCAAUUGCCAUCGCCACUACCGACGGAACUUUUUACAGUUAAAUCUCCCCGAGACACUUGGAGGUUACCUUCGUGUGCAACAUUUGUAAUUGUAACUGAGCUCUUGCAUUAACAUCUGUUACUUAUUAAUGCUUUGAAAUGUAGAUGGGCUGUGUCAUGGACAUUUUUAUCUUUUAGCUAUGUUUUGGUUUACUAUGUAUUGGAUUAUCUGCUUGCGUAAUGCCAUUGACUUUUUUUUUUUUUUGUUUUUUUUUACUACUUUAAUUUACUCUGCCUUGAUACGACAUGAACAAAAAAGAGACUGUAGUUGAACAUCUCUCAAGUGGAACAUUUAUUUAACUCCAAGUGUUUAUUGGGUCUCUGAUGCAUGUUUCAGAUCAUAUUCCUAAGUAAGGCUCUUUGUUUUUUGUUUCUGGCAAUCUUAACAAAAACAUCCCCAGACAUAUAAAAGGAGCACUCAUUUAGUUUCGUUUAGCUCACUGUACUGUACAGUAAACAGGGUCCCCGUGGCAUAAUAUGCCUCUAGAAUAAAACUCAGAUGAACUGCUGCUCAUGCGUCAGAGUAAAUGAUGUAAACAUAAAACGGUUAAAUUACAGUGUUUGUGCUGUCUUCUCCCAUAAUUUAGUAUUAUGGAUUUCUUUUAGAUUAAUUUGAUUAAUUCCUGGAUUUGAACAAAAACAAUGAGCCUUACUUGUUUUGCAAUGGAAGAAAUACCUUGCCUGCAUAUGUCUUCUUUGUCUUUUUUUGCCUUUAGCUUUUAUUGGCAGGACAUUAGAAAGAAGGGAUGACAUGCAGGAAAGGGCCUCAGUAUACGACUCGGACUUGGGCCGCUACUGUAAAUGCUCAGCCACGACACAAAGUAUGCGCUAGGGAUGGGACGACACGUGGUUUUAUCGUGAUUAAAAACACUCCGAUGAGUUCGUGAAUAUCCUCAUGAGUGACUUGAAAAGCGAUCUUGCUUGCUAACGUACACUCUCUAAUAUUGAUCUCCCUGCCUCCUUUCAAUGGAGCCUGCAUCUCUCCAAUCAUUCCAGAGUCACCAUGGCUGCGGGCUCGGCUUGCCCCGCUGUACUCCCCACAAAUGACCUUAAUUCGGAUGUGUAUAACUACUAACUAAAGAAGGACAGGGAGGUGAGAUGCAGGUCUGAGGUGACCCAUCAGUGAUGCAAUAAAAUAUUUGUUUCUGAACUAAAUAAGGUAAAAUGAUCCCAGUAAAUUAAAAAGCCAUUUUAAAGAGUUUUAAUAUGUUGAUUAACAAUAUGAUGUCAGUCGCAGUGAGUUUGGCCAGGAAAAUUGUGAAAUCAAACAUCCAUAUCGUCCCAUGCCUCGCACGCAUUCUACCCAGUGAGCUACAAGGGCGCUCCCCUUUGACUCCAUAUUUCGAAACAAACUUUGGAAACACGUGGUCCAUCACUGGAAUCAUGGGUUGCCUUGAAUGUUUAUGUAUCAUACUGUCUUUGAACAUGUCAUGACCGCACCAUUUUGUUGUUGGGGAAAGUUUUGAUAAGGCAUCAGCAGAGGCCGCUUCAGAGUUCUGUUUACAGGAUUACAAAGUGGCACGCGCACUUUCCUUGCAUAUACAAUCCUAACACAUUUCACUAUACCACAGGAAAAUGUCAGGUUUUACUCCAGUAACCCUGCUAACCAGUCAUCAGUUACUGUCAUGAGUGUUUUGUUGCUUAGCGAUGAUCAAGGCAUCAUCGUGCAUUUGAUUAGACGUUAUUAGUUGUGCCGGGCCUCAUAUCUCACAGAGUACGGUUCGAUUGCACCUAUCAGACGCCCUGCGAAAGCAUUGUAAAAUGCGACCAAAUCGAAAAGAGAGCGACUUCACGGUGAACAAAAUGGAUAUUUUCAUGAUGAUGAAAUGCCAUAUUGUAUUACUUAAGGUAUUAUGUAUUGUCAUUACAUAGUAUGCUUUUUUUUUAAUGUUGCUUUUCAUUAAUUUUGUAUUCACAAUUUCUAAAUGUCGGCACCAACUUGUAUAAUACAGUGCAUUAUGUUAGAGCUAUUGAAAUAUUACAUUUUUGGCAGCUGUUAAUAAAUGUGUUUCUGGUAA